GCUCUCAGCGGCGUCAACACGAACCUCUAGCAGGUAGCUGUACUACAUGUUGAAUGCACCGCACACACCUGACAAAUCCAGUCUCUCUAACCCAAGCAUUUAUCACCCUACUACAGAAAUGCAAAUCAAUCUCAGACCUCAGGCAAAUCCACGCAAUGCUCACUGUGUUCGGCCUCUCCCAAGAAAGCCCAUUCGCUUCAAGAAUCCUCUCGCUAGCAGCAAUGUCCGAUCCUUCAAUCGAUUAUGCCCAUCGCUUAUUCCUUCAACGCCCUAACCCAACUGUCAGGGACUACAAUGCUCUCAUUAGAGGCCAUUCCCACAGCAAGAACCCAAACAAGUCUGUAUUUUUAUUUGUUGAAAUGCUGCGGAACGGUGUCCUCCCCGACCACCUCACGUACCCUUUUCUUAUCAAGGCUUUGGCCCAGCUUUCGAAGCCAAGAGUUGGCGGGAGUGUUCAUGGGCGUGCGGUGAGAGAUGGGUUUGUUGAGGAUAUGUUUGUUUUGAAUUCUUUGAUUCAUUUGUAUGGCUCUUGUGGUGAUAUUUUGUCUGCAAGGAAGGUGUUCGAUGAAAUUCCCCUGAAGAAUUCGGUGUCGUGGAACUCGAUGUUGGAUGGGUAUGCGAAAUCUGGGGACGUUGUUUCGAUGAGGGAGGUGUUUGAAAGGAUGCCUGAGAGAGACGUGGUGUCAUGGAGCUCACUGAUUGAUGGGUACGUCAAGGAUGGGGAGUAUGCGGAGGCUUUGGCUGUUUUUGAAAGAAUGAAGCAAGUUGGGCCAAGGGCUAAUGAGGUGACCAUGGUGAGUGUUUUGUGUGCUUGUGCUCACUUGGGAGCUCUAGAGCAGGGGAGGAUGAUGCAUAGUUACGUGGUUGAGAAUAAGUUGCUCAUGACUCUAGUUUUGAGGACAUCAAUCAUAGACAUGUAUGCCAAGAGUGGUGCAAUAGAGGAUGCAUUGUUGGUUUUUCGCAGCGCUUCAAUGAGAAAUACUGAUGUGCUGAUUUGGAAUUCUAUGAUUGGAGGGCUAGCAGCCCAUGGUCUUGUUUGGGAGUCAUUGAAAAUGUACAAGGAGAUGCAGAGUUUAAAGAUUCAACCAGAUGAAAUCACAUACUUGUGCUUGUUGAGUGCUUGUGCACAUGGAGGUUUAGUGAAGGAAGCUUGGUGUUUCUUCGAUUCUUUGGGCAAAAAUGGCACGAAACUGAAGAACGAACAGUAUGCUUGCAUGAUUGAUGUUUUAGCCCGCGCUGGUCAGUUAACGGAAGCUUACCAGUUAAUGUCUAGAAUGCCUAUGGAACCAUCUGCUUCCAUGUUAGGUGCACUACUUAGUGGCUGUCUGAAUCACAGAAAACUAGACCUUGCAGAAAUAGUGGGAAAGAAGUUGAUUGAAUUGGACCCUUGUCACGAUGGUCGUUAUGUUGGCCUUUCAAAUGUGUAUGCACUAAAGAAAUGCUGGUACGAAGCAAAAGCGGUGAGAGAAGCCAUGGAAACAAGAGGGGUCAAGAAGUUUCCUGGUUUUAGUUUCGUGGAGACUCUUGGAGCCCUUCACAGAUUCGUAGCUCAUGACAAAACACACCCCAAGUCAGAAGAAAUCUAUAUAAUGUUACACCUAGUGUUGUGGAAUAUGAAGUCUGUUACUGAUUUUGAAGUACAAGAAUACGAGUAGUGAUAUGGAUCACAUGUAAGUGCUUAUGGUGAUUGGUUCAUUCUAUAAGAGAUUUAUAAAUUGGGAUACACAUAUCUCGAGUCAUUGCAGAAAUGUUAACUUGGAAUCUGCAAAUCUGAAAUGGGAGAGCAUUGUAAAAUGUUGAUGAUCCAUGAGUUGUGCUUGAUUUUGUAUUCUGGUACGAGAACAGUAACUUAUGCAAUUGUUGGCAGUGAGUGGAAGAAAAUAAGAACUUAGGAUUGAAGUUCUUGCUAUUGGUAAAUAGUUAAUCCAAGUAGAUGUUAAAGAUUUGGUUUCGAGCGGUGCAUUGGUCGGCGGUAGUAGCAAGUAGCAGUUGAUGGCUAUGAAAUGGGGGAAUGAAUUUCUAUUGAAAACAGCCAAACCUUUGGGUGGAACGAGCCAUUCGCCUUUUAGAUGGGGCUUGGUAGAUAGGAAAGUUCUGCAAAUUUAAAAGGUGGGAAUAUGGUGGCAAAUUUUACUGUGAAAUUGUAGCGUGUACCAGGAAGGAAAGCAGCGUCGAAUUAUUUUAAAUACAUUUCACGUUGAUUUGACAAUAUACGUGAUUGUAUGAGGCUAUGAGCUCUGUUUUGUAGUUUUAUUUUCGACACACUAGUUUCAUUAUAAUAACAGUAGAGUAUCAUUUUAAUUACACAUCAGGUUUAUGUGACAAUAUAGUUUA
This is a messenger RNA of Ipomoea triloba (trilobed morning glory), 2334 nucleotides long. Its product is annotated as pentatricopeptide repeat-containing protein At5g08305-like. The transcript has a single exon. Bases 54 to 1655 code for a protein of 533 amino acids. Gene Ontology annotation, biological process: RNA modification. NCBI's taxonomy places the organism in Eukaryota, Viridiplantae, Streptophyta, Magnoliopsida, Solanales, Convolvulaceae. Gene Ontology annotation, molecular function: protein binding; RNA binding. The record is from RefSeq and is a predicted model, not a curated record.